CUAAGAUUAAGCUUUGAUUUUGAAUCUUGUGUCAACACCAUCUUCCUCUUCUUCAUCUUCUUGUUCAAUUUACGGAGAAUCUUGCUUUGUGCUUCUCAAUUCAUUCAAUUCUUUGAAGAUGAAUGAUCUGAUGACAAAAUCGUUCACCAGCUAUGUGGAUCUGAAGAAGGAAGCCAUGAAGGACUUGGAAGCGGGUCCUGAAUAUGAUCUGCAGAUGUCCGGAACCCAGAUGGACCGGAACCUGGGUUUGUUCUUGGAGGAGGCCGAGAAGGUGAAGCAGGAGAUGGGUUUGAUUAGAGAGAUUUUGGGGAGGCUGCAUGAGGCCAAUGAAGAGAGCAAGUCCCUGCACAAGCCUGAGGCUCUGAAAUCACUGCGGAACCGAAUCAAUGCCGAUAUCAUUGGGGUGCAGAAGAAGGCCAGAGCCAUCAAGUCUCAGCUCGAGGAGAUGGACCGCGCCAAUGCUGCUAAUAUGAGGCUCUCAGGUUACAAAGAGGGUACUCCGGUGUACAGGACUAGGGCUGCGGUCACGAAUGGGCUGAGGAAGAAGCUCAAGGAGCUGAUGAUGGACUUUCAGGGGCUGAGGCAGAGGAUGAUGACGGAGUACAAGGAGACGGUGGGGAGGCGGUAUUUUACAGUGACAGGGGAGUACCCUGAUGAGGAGGUGAUAGAGAAGAUUAUAUCGAAUGGGGAAGGGGGUGAGGAGUUUUUGGGGAGGGCGAUACAGGAGCAUGGAAGAGGGAAGGUGUUGGAGACAGUGGUGGAGAUACAGGACAGGCAUGACGCGGCUAAGGAGAUAGAGAAGAGCUUGUUGGAGCUGCACCAGGUGUUUCUGGACAUGGCAAUAAUGGUGGAGGCGCAGGGGGAGCAGAUGGAUGACAUUGAGCACCAUGUGAUGAAUGCAGCCCAGUACGUCAAGGAUGGAACGAAGAAUCUCAAGACUGCCAAAGACUACCAGAGGAGCAGCAGGAAGUGCAUGUGUUUGGGCGUGAUACUUCUGCUGAUACUAAUUCUUAUAGUGGUCAUCCCCAUUGCUACCAGUUUUAGCAACUCUUAAACGAGCUUUGAGAGUUUAUUUCACUCUCUUGGAGUGAAUGAUUUAGUGCUUGGUGUUCAUACGCUGGUCCUUGUUCCUGGGACUAGUGGGUUUACUUUCUCAAAUACAAUGUUUCUUCUGAUUCCCCUA
Vitis riparia (riverbank grape) is the source of this 1183-nucleotide messenger RNA. RefSeq names its product syntaxin-related protein KNOLLE. Gene Ontology annotation, cellular component: SNARE complex; plasma membrane; endomembrane system. Gene Ontology annotation, biological process: intracellular protein transport; vesicle fusion; exocytosis. The record is from RefSeq and is a predicted model, not a curated record. The transcript has a single exon. Gene Ontology annotation, molecular function: SNAP receptor activity; SNARE binding. NCBI's taxonomy places the organism in Eukaryota, Viridiplantae, Streptophyta, Magnoliopsida, Vitales, Vitaceae. Bases 119 to 1054 code for a protein of 311 amino acids.